Molecule: messenger RNA, 1374 nt
Organism: Drosophila montana
Lineage: Eukaryota; Metazoa; Arthropoda; Insecta; Diptera; Drosophilidae
Product: fibrinogen-like protein A
Exons: 3
Coding region: 82-1170 (362 amino acids)
Source: RefSeq, a predicted model, not a curated record
AUGAGAUUUAGUUGCGCUUUUGACUUAGCUUUACGCGGUCGCUCCAAGAAUCAGAGUUAAAUUUUGAAAGUUCUCCCAAUUAUGGCGUACAACGCACACAAUUUGAUACUUUUAUUGGUCUUUCUGGUAGCUGUGGAAGCGCAUUCAACAGUACAGCCGCAACAGUGGAGAGACGACAAAUCGUAUAUGAUUAACCAGACUCAAGCAAUUCAGUCGCAUACAGGAAACAAAUCUACAACUCCGAGUUCCAGCGCAGAUUCAACUGACAACGCGUUUAAAUAUGCAAACCACAUCAGGUAUUUGAGCUCACUUAUACAUCGAUUUUCAUACCAUCUGGAGAUGCAAAAGGAUGCCAUUAAACGGCAAGAGACGGCCAUAAUUAAACUUCAAGAUGACAAAAGCGCUUUGGAAAGGAAGAGCGAUCAAAAUAAGCGCUAUAUAGAUCAGCUGAUCGCACAAACAUCAGAGCUAAAAUCGAAAUUAAAUGCCGAACAGUCCAGCAUGGAACAGCUAAAGCUGUGCGCACCCAGGAACUGUUUGACCUUGGCCAAGCGCACACAACAAGUGGGAGCUAGUCAUGUGCCAGGCAGUGGCUCAAUUUCCCUUCCCAGUCAAGACGAACCACUAGCUGCCGGCAUCUGGACUGUUGUACAGCGACGCGUAGACGGCAGCGUUAACUUUUAUCGCAAUUGGAGCGAUUAUCAAAUCGGUUUUGGCAAUAACCAAACGGAGUUCUUCAUAGGCUUGGAGACCCUGCACCACUUGACAAGCGCCAAGGAGCAUGAGCUGCAUAUCAGACUGACAGAUUUUGCGAAUGAAACCCGCUUUGCGCAGUAUAAUCAGUUUUUAGUGGGCAACGCUCAAGAACAAUAUCAACUGAAAUCUCUGGGAAAUUACUCAGGUAAUGCGGGCAAUGCUUUGAUCUAUAAUCUGCACCAAAAGUUCAGCACCUACGAUCGUGAUAAUGACUACGAUGAUGACAAUUGCGCUGAGGACAUGCACAGCGCCUGGUGGUAUCGCGCUUGUGGUGCCAGUGACCUCAAUGGAGUGUAUGUGAAGCAAAAUGUAACUGAUUACCAUGCGGAUAAAGGCAUACUUUGGGCUGGCUCAGACUGGCAUGACUGGGAGUAUUCUUUCAAAUCUGUUACCAUGAUGAUUAGACCGAAAUAAGUAACCAGAAAUUGAAGUUAUAUUUAUUCAGAUUAAGCUAACUGUUAUUAGUUAUCAGCUCAAUAACAUUAACUUCCUUUCAGAUAGGUUGUAACCAUAGUAACUGCUAUCAAACAUAAUAUUCCUUUUAAACUGUAUAAGUUCCCAAUACAAUAAAUAUUAUGGCUAAUUCAUUUCAUGUCCACAAUCUCUAGAUAUAGCAAA